Messenger RNA from Onychomys torridus (southern grasshopper mouse), 2382 nucleotides. Its product is annotated as zinc finger protein 431-like. The record is from RefSeq and is a predicted model, not a curated record. Gene Ontology annotation, cellular component: nucleus. The coding region runs from base 684 to 2144 and encodes 486 amino acids. Gene Ontology annotation, biological process: regulation of transcription by RNA polymerase II. NCBI's taxonomy places the organism in Eukaryota, Metazoa, Chordata, Mammalia, Rodentia, Cricetidae. Gene Ontology annotation, molecular function: RNA polymerase II cis-regulatory region sequence-specific DNA binding; DNA-binding transcription activator activity, RNA polymerase II-specific. The transcript is spliced from 4 exons.
CUUUUACUAUGUAUAUCAUAUGUUUCUGGAUCCAUGCCACAUGAACAUAGGGAUAUGGAGAGAUGUAACAUACCUCUCAGAACAAUUACAGUAUUUGUAGAUGUCUCCACAUUGAAUACACUUAUAUACUUGAUUCAUGUAUUUGUUUUUCCACCUUCACUGUAGUAUGUAGUAUGACUCACAGUAUAGAAAAAUUCAUGAAAGCAGUAAGUGUGUUAAAGAUGGGUUUUUCCAGUUUUCUUGAAAUGUGUGAGAAUUCUCCUAUAGAUAAAGGUCCUGUAAAUGUGAACCAUGUAACAAAGACUCUUACCAUCACAGAUAUCUUCAAAGAUGCAGAACAACUCCUACUGAUGGGGAACAACAUGAGUGUAAACAUAGUGAUAAAAUUUUAAGGCCUAAUUCCUUUUUACAACUGGAACAAAUUAUAAAACUAAUUCAUUCAGAUAUAGAUAUUCAAGAGGGUAUUGAAUGUGGCAAAGCCUUACAUUUGCCAAUUAUUCUUGCAGGCAUGAAAGAAUUCAUACUGGAGAGCAACCUUCUGAAUAUACUCAAUCUUUUACAGCCUUUGAUCAUCACUAUACUUCUCAAAGAAUGCAGUGACCUAUGAUGAUGUGCACAUCGACUUCACUAGGGAAGAGUGGACAUUGCUGGAUCCUUCCCAGAAAAAUCUCUACAAAGAUGUGAUGCUGGAGACCUACAGGAACCUCACUACUAUAGGAUACAGCUGGGAAGACCAUAAUAUUGAAGAUCAUUGUAAAAGUUCUACAAGAUGUGAAAGGCAUGAAAGAAUUCAUAUUGGAGAACAAUCUUCUGAACAUACUGAAUGUGUUAAAGCCUUUGUUCAUCACUGUACUCUUCACAGGCAUGAAAGAACAUAUACUGUAGUGAUGCCCUCUGAAUAUAAUCAGUGUGGUAAAGCCUUGGCAUAUCACAGUAAUCUUGAAAGGCAUAAAAAAGCACAAACUGGAGAAAAACCAUAUGAAUGUGAUCAGUGUGGUAAAGGUUUUGCAUAUUAUAGUAAUCUUCAGAUUCACAAAAGAACACAUAAUGAAGAGAAAUCCUAUGCAUGUAAUCAGGGUGGUAAAGCCUUUGCAUUGCAAAGAAGACUUCAAAUACAUAAGAGAACUCAUGCUGGAGAGAAACCCUAUGGAUGUACAUGGUGUGGUAAAGGCUUUUCACAAAUGAGUGUUCUUCAAGUGCAUAAAAGAAUACAUACUGGAGAAAAACCCUAUAAAUGUAAUCAGUGUGGUAAGGGAUUUGUAUGUCAAAGUCAUCUUCGAAUACAUAAAAGGACACAUACUGGAGAGAAGCCCUAUGAGUGUACUCAAUGUGGAAAUGCCUUUGCACUUCGAAGUAACCUUCAAAGGCAUAAAAGAACACAUACUGGAGAGAAACCAUAUGAAUGUAAUCAGUGUGGUAAAGCUUUUGCACGUCACAGUAGUCUUCAAAUGCACAAAAGAAUACAUACAGGAGAGAAACCCUAUGCAUGUAAUCAGUGUGGUAAAGCCUUUGCCCGUUGUGGUGGUCUUCAAAUGCACAAAAGAACACAUAUUGGAGAGAAACCCUAUGAAUGUAAUCAGUGUGGUAAAGCCUAUACACGUCACAGUGGUCUUCAAAUGCACCAAAGAACACAUACUGGAGAGAAACCCUAUAAAUGUAAUGAGUGUGGUAAAGGAUUUAAUUAUCACAGCAGUCUCGGAAUACAUAAAAGAACACAUACUGGAGAGAAACCCUAUGAAUGUAAUCAGUGUGGUAAAGGCUUUUCACAACUCAAUCACCUUCAAGUGCAUGAAAGAAUACAUUCUGGAGAGAAACCCUAUGAAUGUAAUCAGUGUGGUAAGGCCUUUGUAUGUCAAAGUCAUCUCCAAAUACAUAAAAGAAUACAUACUGGAGAGAAGCCCUAUGAAUGUACUCAAUGUGGAAAAAACUUUGCAUAUCAAAGUCAUCUUCAAAGGCAUACAAGAACACAUACUGGAGAGAAACCAUAUGCAUGUAAUCAGUGUGGUAAAGCCUUUGCCUGUUACAGUGGUCUUCAAAUGCACAAAAUAACACAUACUGGAAAGAAACCCUAUGAAUGUAAUCAGUGCGGUAAAGUCUUUGUUCAUUACUCUUCUCUUCAAAGGCAUGAAAGAAUACAUACUUGAGAGAAACCCUAUGAAUGUAAUCAGUAUAGGCUUUGCAUAUUAUAGUAAUCUCUGAGUACAUAAAAGAACAUAUACUUGAACAAAACUCUAUAAGGUAAUAAGUGUGGUAAAGCCUUGGCAUGUUUCAAUAGUCUACAAAACCAUGAAUAAAAAUCAUACUGUAAAGAAAGCCUAUAAAUGUAGUCUGUGUUGUAAAAUUUUGCAUUUUAUACAGGAAUAAAACUUUGUGUGCAAUCAA